UGAUAUUCCAAGAGUUGCAACUUGUGGUUCGGUUGUUGUGCUUUGUAGCAGGAAGAUUUGUACCCAAAGCUCUUCUUACGUUUAGUUGUCUUCGUCAAAAAGUGAUCAACAACAUUAUGGAGGGGGAAGUGGUGAAGAAGCUUGCUCCUAAACUUGGAAUUUCUGUGCCAAGCACAAUCAAGAAAGCUCUAGAGUUGAUGAGGAUGUGUGAUGCCAGGUGUACCAACCUGUCCUCUCUGGGGAUCCAGGGGUCAUGUAAGGCCGUCCUCUGUCUGGAGCUGGCAGCCAGUUGUCAGGACCAGCCCGUCAAUAAGGACAUUGCAGUACGGUUGUCUGGUGUGUCAAAGAAAGUUUACAGCAAUGCGCUGCAGACCCUGGGACGGAUGCUGGACGUGCAGCCCAAGGCCAACGUGAAGGACCUGUGUGUUCAGUUUGGAUGUGUCGGGGCUGCAGAAUUAGCCAAGGACAUUUUACACAGGUAUCAAGAUGAGCUGCAGACAAAAGUUUCUGAUGCUGACAUCUCACAACCAAUGUUCCCAGCUGCAGCAGUAUAUGCAAGUGCAAAGCAGUUGAAGAUUAAGGUGGAUAAAGCCAAGCUGACAUCCGUUGCUGGCACAAAGAAAACUGUAUUUGACAAGUUGUGCAUUGAGAUGACCAAACAUGCAGAAAAAAUAGCAGAAGCAAAGAAGACUCCAGGGACUAAAUCGAAGAGGACAAAAACAUUUAUUGAGGAACUUGAAGAAUCAUUUGAAGGUGACAAAGUUGGCUCAUCUACAAAGGUCGCCCGCCUGUGUGACUCAGACGAUGAGGAGGAAGACUAUGAGGAGUGGAAGAGAAGAAUUCUGGAGAACGCUGCAAAAGCUCUUGGGGAGAAGGAUCUGUCCAUCUCAUAUCUCUCAAACCUGCUCUUGUGUUUUUGUUUUCUCCUAUUUUGUAGGCAGUUGAAGAUUAAGGUGGAUAAAGCCAAGCUGACAUCCGUUGCUGGCACAAAGAAAACUGUAUUUGACAAGUUGUGCAUUGAGAUGACCAAACAUGCAGAAAAAAUAGCAGAAGCAAAGAAGACUCCAGGGACUAAAUCAAAGAGGACAAAAACAUUAAUUGAGGAACUUGAAGAAUCAUUUGAAAGUGACAAAGUUGGCUCAUCUACAAAGGUCGCCCGCCUGUGUGACUCAGACGAUGAGGAAGAAGACUAUGAGGAGUGGAAGAGAAGAAUUCUGGAGAACGCUGCAAAAGCUCUUGGGGAGAAGGAGUAGAAUUAAGGACAUCACUCACAUUUUGAU
Messenger RNA from Branchiostoma belcheri (Belcher's lancelet), 1280 nucleotides. RefSeq names its product origin recognition complex subunit 6-like. The record is from RefSeq and is a predicted model, not a curated record. Gene Ontology annotation, cellular component: nuclear origin of replication recognition complex. Gene Ontology annotation, biological process: DNA replication; DNA replication initiation. Bases 117 to 1253 code for a protein of 378 amino acids. Gene Ontology annotation, molecular function: DNA binding. NCBI's taxonomy places the organism in Eukaryota, Metazoa, Chordata, Leptocardii, Amphioxiformes, Branchiostomatidae. The transcript has 11 exons.